UUGAAGAAAUGCGUGCAGUGUGUGUUUUAAGUUUGAUCGCUUGCUUGGGCAUAACCCCGAUCUCUACGAAGUCACUAGAUGAAAACGAAACUACAGAUGAAGUUAAAGCUCUUAAUAAAACGGAAAGAGCUAGAAUGUUCAAGGAGUUAAAAUUGCUGCAAAAAUUAGCCAAUGAAACAUAUUAUUCAACAGAUCCAACCACCAAAGAAACAGAUUUAACAAAAGAUCCAACGGCGGAGGAAACUGAAGAUCCUACUGGGGAGGAAACAGGAAAUGAACUUGAGAAUCAUAAUCAUGAAGGUCAUGAACAUGUACAUCAUGAACAUGGAGAUCAUGAACAUGAAGAUCAUAAUCAUGGAGUUCAUGAACAUGGAAAUAAAGUAAACGUAGAACUUAAACCUGGGCAACAUAUAGUUGAAGAAAACGGGGAGUUUUUUAUAGUAGAGGAUGAUGAAGACGAAGAUGAAGCCACUGUGGAUAAACCCACUGAAGUUAUCCCUGUGAAUUUUCUCAAAUAUCCCAAGCAUGAGCCCGACUUUAAGCCAUAUCCACGAUUUGCCAUCCUGAGAAAUGGCUUUGUUCUUCACAAUAGUUUAGUGCACGACUUUUAGCGAUUGUAUUAAGUA
Drosophila ficusphila is the source of this 626-nucleotide messenger RNA. Its product is annotated as lateral signaling target protein 2 homolog. The record is from RefSeq and is a predicted model, not a curated record. The transcript has a single exon. The coding region runs from base 9 to 611 and encodes 200 amino acids. NCBI's taxonomy places the organism in Eukaryota, Metazoa, Arthropoda, Insecta, Diptera, Drosophilidae.